CCCAGCUCGACCACUCGAGCCACUCCUCCCGCUUGGCUUCACCCCCAAUCAGCCCGCACCCCUUCCCACCUCUCCCUCCUCCUCGCAUCUCAGCCCCACAUCCGGCUACCAUGGCGCCGAACCCAAAGGACGCCUCGAGCUUCAACGCCCGCUUCGUCACCGUCCCGUCCAGCCACCGCUACCACCUCAUCGACCAGCACCCAGACCAUUGGCGUGGACCCGUCGAGCAGGCGCCAACUAUCCUCAUGUGCCAUGGCUUCCCCGACCAGUGGUUCGGGUGGCGGUACCAGAUCGCCGCGUUCGCUGCUCGCGGCUUCCGCGUCAUCUGCCCGUCGCAGCUCGGCUACUGCGGCACGUCGCAGCCGUCCGACAUCGGCGCGUACAGCUACAAGAAGGUCGCGUACGACAUGAACGGCAUCCUCGACGCCGUCGGCGCAGGAAAGGUCAUCGUCUUUGGGCACGACUGGGGCGGCGUCGUCGCGUGGCGGUUCGCCGACUUCUUCCCGCACCGGGUCAUCUGCCUCGCGAGCGUGUGUACGCCUUACCAGGCGCCGUCCAAGCCUGGCCAGAAGAUCUUCUCGGACGAGGAGCUCGUGCACAACGUGCUGCCCAACUUCGGGUAUCAGCUAUUCUUCAAGGAGGAGCGCGCCGGCCCCAAGAUUGACGAGGUCGUCGAGCAGUUCCUCACCGUGUCGUUCUCGCCGACGCUGCGCGCCAAGCUCCGGGCCCAGGGCAAGCCGAUGCCGCAGAUGGCCGUCAAGGAGGGCCAGCUCGAGAAGCGCACCGACGAGAUGAUUGCGACCAAGCGCGCCGGCAAGGCCCUCCCCGUCCCGCAAGACCCUGAGCUCCUGUACUACAUCUACGCGUUCAAGAAGUACGGCAUGCACGCGCCGCUCAACUGGUACCGCAACCGCCGCGUGUCGGCCCUCGACGAGCAGGCGUCCGAGCUCCCCGGCACGUUCCCGCCGCACAUCCCGGCGCUCCUCCUCCCUGCCGAGAACGACCCGGCGCUCCCUCCCGCCAUGGCCGACCCGAAGAAGAUGCAGAAGCACUUCCCGGGCGGCAACUUGCGCGUCGAGCUCAUCAAGGGCGCCGACCACUGGGUCCUGCAGGACGCUCCUUACCGCGACGACGUCACGGCCAAGCUCGUCGCCUUCGUCGACGAGGUCCUGGCGGGCAAGUGGCAGCCCGAGGCGCCGGCGACCAAGCUUUGA
Molecule: messenger RNA, 1214 nt
Organism: Rhodotorula graminis WP1
Lineage: Eukaryota; Fungi; Basidiomycota; Microbotryomycetes; Sporidiobolales; Sporidiobolaceae
Exons: 5
Coding region: 111-1214 (367 amino acids)
Molecular function (GO): hydrolase activity
Source: RefSeq, a predicted model, not a curated record